Sceloporus undulatus (fence lizard) is the source of this 3976-nucleotide messenger RNA. It is a transcript of the gene BTBD19, whose product is annotated as BTB domain containing 19. NCBI's taxonomy places the organism in Eukaryota, Metazoa, Chordata, Lepidosauria, Squamata, Phrynosomatidae. Gene Ontology annotation, molecular function: protein binding. The record is from RefSeq and is a predicted model, not a curated record. The transcript has 8 exons.
CUGCAUUCCUGCCUUGCAGCUGAACUUCUAGCCAGCCGUGACUUCUCUCAAAUAUAUCUUUAUUGCAGACAGGCAGCUCUUGCUCAGCUGCGUGAACUUGGCUGAAUCCCAAUAGAGAGCCCAUUCUCAGCCUAUGGCCUCCUCCUGUUCAGCCCUUUUGCUAGGUGAUUCUGCUACUUUUGCUGCUGCUCUCAGGACUCUCAUCAACAACGCACAGUUCAGCGAUGUGACAUUUCUGGUUGGCAGAGAGCAGCAGGAAGUCUUUGCCCAUCGCUGCCUCCUGUCCUCCCGCUGCCAGGCAUUCCAUGCAAUGCUGAGCCAGCCCCAGGAGGUACAAGCCCCAUUGAUCCUGAGCCAGGUGCAGCCAGAGGUGUUCCUUGCGGUCAUUGAGUACCUGUACACCAACUGUGUUACUCUCAACAAUCUCAUUGCCUUAGAAGUUCUGACAUCAUCCAUGGAAUAUGGGCUGGAUGACCUGAGAAGGAUAUGUAUUGAAUUCAUCAAAGGCACACUGAAUGUCGAGCAGGCCUGUGAAGCCUUUCAGGUGAGUUUCAUUGUUCCCUAUUCACUAGUAGAUUGCAGAAGUAUUGUCUGAACUUUCAUUGAAAACUGUACUCAGGAGGUGGUUCAAACACGUGGUUUCCUGGAGCUAUCAGAAGUGGCAAUGCAAACUCUCUUACGGAGCAACUGCUUAACUAUUGAUGAGGUGAAGCUGAUCCAUGCUGUUCGCGAGUGGGCCCACGUUGGAUCAGCUGUGCUGGCUAGGCCUGUGCAUGAUGUGGCAGAGGCUGUUGUGCCAGGGCUGCGUCUGGCUCUCCUGUCACCAAGUGAGCUGACCACCCUGGAGGAAGAGAACAGGAAAGACCAACUGAUACCGGUUGAGAGUCUGGUUGAGGCCUGGAAGACACAUGCCCUGUGCAAGGGACGUGGCACACGAUCAUCCUUGUGCCGCCGUCGGCGUGGCACACUGCCCCGAGAACACCAUCGCCGCCUUGACCCUCAGCACAAGUGACAUAAUACCCAUGAACUGAAAAAAGUACUUCUCUGCCCAAACCAAUCAACUUUGGUGUUGGAACAGGCAGCUGUCGUUUGAAUACCUUGCAUGUGAGGGUGAACGAGGGCCUUGUUCCUUCCAAGCUGGGGCUGUAUGUCACAUACAGUUUUUGACCCAUUUCUGUUAUUGUUUCUUCUAACUCAUUUCUGUCCCUGGUGGCAGGAGGCUCUUUCUUCCACAGUCAGGCCUGCUUCAGGAUAAAAUUCUUUCUCUGUGAAAUCUGCUUAUGUUUGGAACAUUUGGACAGAAAGUUUGGACUGGUUGUAUUAAUAACCCAGAGUUCAAAGCCAUGUGGUACCUGCCCUCAUCCACUGUGCAGUAAUUCCCCAUCAAAAGGAUUUCAUAAAAUCAUAGAUUUUGGAGGGGCCAUUAGGUUCAGCCACCUGCUCAGUGCAGGAUCUCCAACUAGAGAGCAUCCCCAGCAGGCAGCUGUCCAGCCUCAUUUUGAAGACAUCCAGAGAAGGAGACCCCUGCUAUCUCUCUAGGCAAUUGGUUCUGCUGCUGAAUCACUCUCACUGUCAAGAAGGUCCAUCAAAAUCUACCUUCCUAUAACUUAACUUAAUCCAUCAAAAUCUACCUUCCCAUAACUUAAAACUAUUAGACCUGAUAAUAGAACUGUCUGAGGCAACAGAGAAUAAGCCUGCAACCUCCUCUUUGUGGCAGCCCUUGAAGUAUUUAAAGAGUGCAAUCAUUUCAUCCUUUAGUCUUAUUUUUACCAAUAUUUCAGCUCCUUCAACCUCUCCCCAUAUAUUUUGUUCUCUCUGCCUCUUAUCAUCUUCAUUGCCCUUUUCUGAACCUGCUCCAACUUGUCUUUCUUAAAAUGAGGUGCCCAGAACUGACACAGAUGAGGUCUGACCAGCAAAGGAUAUAGUAGGACAAUUACUUCCUUUGACUUGGAAACUAUGGGGCUUGACAGACCACCCCAAAGGGGCAGCGGGACAUCACCUAUUUCUUAACUAGAUCAGGGCCACAGCAACCUCACGCCACGGCCCCGAUCUGACCUUUCAAGAGUGAAAAAGGAGCCACAAAAAGUGGCUCCUUUUUGCACCUCAGAAGGGCACCAUAGCUGUGGUGGUGCAGCUAUAUGGUGCUCCAUCAUAUGAGCACAGUGCAUCAUGACAUUGUGCACCGUGUGGAGUGGCGCGUGGCAUCAUGUGUGUCAUCUGGAUGCGAUGCCCUGACUCCGCCCCCAGGCUGGCCUUUCAGGCUGGUCUGUAUAGGAGAUGUACUUCUAUUAAUGCAGGAUAAUAUAGCAUUUGCCUUUUUUUGCUGCAGCAUUACAUUGCUGGCUUAUGCUCAAUUUAUGAUCAACAAUAAUCCCAAGGUACAUUCCAUAUAUAUUUCUACUGAGCCAAGUAUCUCCCAUCCUAUAGCUGUGCAUUUGGUUUUUGUGGCAUGAAUGGAUAAUUUUGCACUUGUCUAUGUUGAAUGUUAUUUUAUCAGUUUCAGCCCAAUUUUCUGCUUUAUCAUUGUCCUUUUCAAAUCUGUUUCUGUCUUUCAAUGUGUUAGCUAUCCAUCCCAGUUUUGUGUCAUCUGCAAAUUUAAUAAGUUUUUAAUAAAGUUUUGUAUCAUCUGCAAAUUUAAUUCCCUUCCACCUCAUCUAAAUAAUUGAUAUAGAACAAUUUUGGAGAUAUAUCAAUACUAGCAAGGCACCUACUUAUUAAAACCAAUGAAUGCAUUAGACCUUGGCUAUGGGCUGUUCACACAAGGACCCGGGGCAGGUAUGAUGUAUAGAUUUGGGAUGCUAACAGUCUCAUGUUUUGAAGUGUCUGGGUUAGGUGAAAAUCUGGAAAUAGAAGCUUAAUCAGAGCUCAUGUGCUAAAGCUUGCACUGCCACUGUAAAGAAAAGAAUUUGUCAUAGAGAGUGCAGCAGCUAUCAAUAAAUUAGCUAUUAUAGAAAGGCAGGGAGUUAAAGGUCUAGAUGUAGUAUCUGUCAGGCAAUCACUUUAGGACUGCCACUCAAAUGAUUCUUCCAAAUUACUCCCUAGUGCCACCAAUAUCAGAAGCUCUGAAUACUCAUUUAUGCAGCAUAAAAAGGAAUGGAAAAAUGAGAGGGAAAAGGGGCAUGUGUGGAAGAGGAAAAAUAAUCAAGCAGCACCUUUGAGACUUGUAUUUUAACAUGAGCUUUGAUCGAUAUCAUUCUACUUCUUCAGAUACACUGAUGGAGUGAGAUUAAAGCCAUGGGUAUUUAAGCACAGUAAUGUAGUUGUAGGAGUGGAGUGGAAUGCAAUAGGAUACAAAAUGAUGCAAAUUGUCUCAUGUGUGUCUUUAAUAUAAUUGCAUAAUUGCAUCUGAAAAAGUGGACUGACACAAAUGUUCAAGCAAAAAUAAAAUAGUCUCAAAGGUGCUGCUAGAUUUCGCCCUCUUCCCAUUACCCCCUUAUUAUGCUGAAACAGACUAAAUUGGUUAUCUCUUUGAAAAUUCCUUUAUAUGGGUUUCUCAAAGUGCAGGAACCAGGCUAGCCUUGGCACUUCCUUUGAAGAAUAAUGCUAACAGUUGCUCAGAAGCAUAUACUAAUUUAUUCAGAUAUUAUAGUGAGUCUUGUGGUGGUCAGAUUAGGGUAAAAUUAUUUUCUAAUGGCCUGAGCCCUGUCUGAACUGUCUGAUCUAUUGGCAGGACCCUUGUACAUUUUUUACAUCCCAUUUUGAUUCAUUCAUUAUAAAUGGAAACCCAGUCUCCUCUUGGAACAACAAUAAUGACAAUAAUGUAAUUAUGAAAUAUUCAGAACAAAUUAAACCAGUUAAAGGUGACCAAUAUGACUUGUUAUGACCUUGAGUGUUUGUCAAAUAAACACUUGUCUUGGACAACGUAGAAGAAACAGACCAAAGAACAUAUUUAAUGUAAAUAAAUUCUCAGAUGGAUAGGGGGAUGUGGAUUUUGCCAUACCAAAUAUGUAGCCUUCUCUUUAUGCAGUGCAAGCGA